UACCUGUUUGCUGAAAAAUUCGAAAAAAGGGUUAAAGAAAUUAAAAAUGAUAAUAGUAGAUUUAAUGAUCAACAAGCUAGAGCAAAAACUAGAAAUAUUUAUAAGUUGUUUGGUGAAAGUUAUGACCCUGAACCCAAAACAGUAGUUAAGGGACUAGGGAUUGAAAAAAUAGAACGAAUUCAAUCAUAUAGUGCAGAUUAUAUUUCAAAACUUAAUGCUACACAAAUUUAUA
This is a messenger RNA of Scutellospora calospora, 232 nucleotides long. The record is from the annotation of a GenBank genome assembly. NCBI's taxonomy places the organism in Eukaryota, Fungi, Glomeromycota, Glomeromycetes, Diversisporales, Gigasporaceae.